UUGAAGUGUCGAUUAAAGUCGACUAGAGAAAUUGGUUUUGAGUUCGAGAUUAUUUCGGCUGUAUUUUGUCAGAUUAUAUGGUAUCGUCACGAACGUCCGUCAAAGCUGCCCAACGAUAUCCGACCCACAAUCGAUCAACUUUCAUCGAUUUCUUUACGAUAUUGUGGCACAAACACAGUCACUGCAAUCACUGAUUUCUGUGCCAAUUUGCAUUGUGCAAAGAGUCGAAUUGACACCUUAAUUGUAAACCAUCAGACAAUAUUGAAACAAUUUCGAAACAACUUACAAUCGACUAACAUUUUUUGCACUGAAGAAAUCUUCAAAAGUGUAUGUUUUUUUAAGGUUGAAGUUGACGACGAUGAAGUGGCUCACCAGGUGGCGUUGGGCACGUUGUUGGCACUCCUAUCAGAUGCGUGUCGUUGUAUGGAAGAAUUGUGGCCGAGUAAGACGCAAGCUUCAGAUGUUCGUUCAUUACGGGUGUUAACAAUGAUAAGGUCGAGUAAUCAGUUCGAUCACUUGAUGGUCUCUUCCUUGUAUACGGAUUGCAUGGUAUUUGUAGAGGAUAGCGAAACUGUAAGGAGUGUUCUGGCGUAA
This is a messenger RNA of Anisakis simplex (herring worm), 594 nucleotides long. NCBI's taxonomy places the organism in Eukaryota, Metazoa, Nematoda, Chromadorea, Rhabditida, Anisakidae. The record is from the annotation of a GenBank genome assembly.